AUGAAACUGAAAAUAAUAUGUUUGUUUUUUGCUUAUUUAAAAUCUAGUAAAAGCAUUUAUGAAGAUUUAUUGAGCAUUGUUAAACAGAAAAUUAAAACUAAAGACUAUUAUUUAAUUGAUUUAGAGAAAAAAUACUGCGUCUUUGACACCUGUCUUAACCCCAGGGGAAUUUAUUUUUGGGAAUGUAAACUAGAUGCAUCUAAUCCCUAUUAUAAUUUUCUCAACUUUGAUAAGGCUAAGUAUAAUACAGCAGAUGAAAUAAUUCAAGCAAUUUGUGAUUUUUAUCUUUCAGAAAAUUUAAAUAUAUCAAAAAAAUCGGAGAUUUUUUAUAAGAUAAGGUUUGCAUCAGUAUUUGAUCAUGAUAUUAGGUUAAAGCUUGAGAAUUUUUUUUAUAAUAGGUUUGAACCCGAUUUUUUUGCUAGAUUAUAUGAUAGUAACGAACAAAAGCAAAUAAGAGAGCUUUGUUUAUUUUUUUCUCGAAGUAGAACGAUAGAUCUUGACUUUUGCUUUUCUGUUGAAGAAUGUUCUUCUGAAGACAGUAUCCAAUGCUUUGAAGAAGAAAACAAGAAACAAAUUUCUUUUCCUGUAAAAUUAAGAAAUUUAGUGCUUUAUUUUAAAAUUGACGUUAAAGAUUUAUACACUGUAGAAGAACAAUAUACAAGUGAAUUAAUAAAGUUACAUAAAAAUAACAGUAAAAACAAUAACAGUACAGAUAUAUGCACUUUAAUGUGUAAAAUUUUUACAUUUUCUGAUUUUCUGUUACAUUCUAAAUUAUUAAAUGAUGUAAACAACGAUGAGAAAAAACUACCGGGCAGUUUUUGCUAUAUAAUUUUGAGAAGAUUUUUUUCUAAUGUUAUAUUUUUAGAAAAAGUUAUAUCUUUUGGAACUUAG
This is a messenger RNA of Vairimorpha ceranae, 891 nucleotides long. RefSeq lists its product as hypothetical. The coding region runs from base 1 to 891 and encodes 296 amino acids. The transcript has a single exon. NCBI's taxonomy places the organism in Eukaryota, Fungi, Microsporidia, Nosematidae. The record is from RefSeq and is a predicted model, not a curated record.